AGUUCGUGUUUACCGACAGGCGCCGGCCGUACCGUUAAUGUGUUUACGUUCGCGCGUUCUGCUCACCACGUGUGUUUCGCGAGUUUUUUUGCGUUGUAGCAGGUGUCAUUAACAAUAAACACUGAAUUUUUGUGUUGCACGUCGCGAAGGAUGUUGGAAUCGACUGCCCAAGUCUUAGCAAGCGGUAGGACGAUCUUGGCCAGCGGUUCCCCGAGGCGGCAAGACAUAUUGAGACAAUUGCGCAUAAACGUAGAAGUGAUGCCGUCCCUCUACGAUGAGAAGCUCGACAGGUGCAAGUAUAAGGGACAUGGGGAAUACGUUCAAGACAUAGCCAAGUACAAAGUACUCGAAGUGUAUGAACGUCUAAAAAGGGAUCCGGUGCCACCGUCUCUGAUAAUAGGAGCAGAUACCAUGGUGACAAUGGGCGACGUCAUUUAUGGAAAGCCUCGAAACGAAGUGGAAGCAUUUCAGAUGUUGUCCAGUAUGCAACGCAUCUUUCUUAGCUUAGCGAAUAAGCAACACGUUGUCUACACUGGUGUGUGUCUGAAAACACCAAAGACCGAACUCCAGUUUUAUGAGUCUGCCAAAGUAAAGUUCGGAGAUGUAUCGGAGAAACAAAUCAGAGAGUACAUUAAAACUGGUGAUCCUAUGGAUAAAGCAGGAGGCUAUGGUCUUCAGGGUAUAGGGGGUUGCCUGAUCGAAAGAAUAGAUGGUGAUUAUUACACUAUAACGGGCCUACCGCUGUAUUCGUUGGCCAAGCAACUCAACCGAAUGUUCUCCAAUGUGUAGUUAGUAGAAUAUUGCGUUGUAUACCCGUCAGUACCUGAACUAUUGUACCGUCGUUUCUACGUGAAUAAAUUUUAUUACGUUAAAAGCCUCAUAAAUUUAUGAAUUUCCCUAUUUGUGUAUUUAAUAGUCCGAACGUUGCGGCUUAAUAGGUAUAUAUUUAAACCCGCGUUAAUAUUGAUAUUGCGCUCAUUAACAUUCAUAAUCGUAUCGUACGCUGUCAAAGACACAAAGCGAAUCACACGUUGGCAUCGUAAUUAAAUUAACCACCAUAUAAGCUAUAUAUUC
Molecule: messenger RNA, 1074 nt
Organism: Trachymyrmex cornetzi
Lineage: Eukaryota; Metazoa; Arthropoda; Insecta; Hymenoptera; Formicidae
Product: maf-like protein CTC_02076
Exons: 4
Coding region: 151-789 (212 amino acids)
Molecular function (GO): nucleoside triphosphate diphosphatase activity
Source: RefSeq, a predicted model, not a curated record